GCGGCCGCAGAGGCUGCUGGGAGCGCGGCGCCGAGUUAAGUUUUCCCGCCACCGCUGAGGGGAGCGGAGCGCGUGCCAUGUCCCAGACCGACCCCGAGCUGCUCCUGCGGGAGCUGGGCGGCUGGGACUGGGAGCUGUGCCGCAGGGAGCUGCCCGUCGUCCUGCCCCGGCUCCUCAUAUCCUUCCUGAGGGGUGGGAGGAGGGCGGGACUGCCGUGGGGGGAGCCGGGGGAACCCACACGGGGUACCCCGAGAUGGCGGGGCUGCCAUGCGCAGUUGAAGCAUGGAAGCCUGUGGGUGGGUGCGGGGUUCCGCUGGAAGCGAGUGCUGAACUUCGCCAACAUAAAAGGCAAGAAAUAGCGUGUGGCUCCUGGAGCGCUUUUAAUAACUGCCUCUGUUCCUUCCCACCCCCCCAAAAAAAAUUUAAAAAAAAAAUCACGACAUACAAAGCACGCUCCCAGAACAUAGGAGUGUUCUGAUUUGUGGGUGCUGAGCAGCUGUGCUGGUUGUGGAGCAUCACUUUGGUUUGUGGGGUGUGCAGCCCACACAGGGCAGAAGCCGCAGCUGCUUCUGCUGAUGCCUUAAUCCAGUCUUACUGCAGAACCUGAGUUUCCUUAACGCUUUUACUCUAUGUAUCAAGAGUCCGAAGACUGGACUGAACACAUCCGUGUUUUGAGGAUCCUGACUGAAAUGUUUUUGCCUCAUAUAAGCCUUGGAGAUUUGGAAGAAACGUUUUUCUCUAAAGUAUUACCUAAGACUCUACAGUUGUAUGAUAAAUUGAUGUAUGAACUUUCCAGUGAAGCCAAAGGAUUAACUGACCAGAAUACAGAGUUACGCAGUACUGUAAGGAAUCUUUUACAGACUGUAGUGCAACUCUUGGAAACUCUGACCAGUUGUGUACGGUACAUCUGCACACUGCAAGACUGCGUGCCCAUGGAGAGUAUCCGCACCCUUCCAUCUUCUGUUCUUUAUGUAAUAAAGAACACGUUUACACACUGCAAGGAUAGCGAAUCAGUGUACUGUGGGAAGCUGCACUUGAUUUCUGACCUCCUGCAAGCUGUGUUCAAGGAAACUUAUUCUCUUCAGAAACAGCUAAUGGAACUGUUUGAUCAGAUUUCUGUGGGGUCUGCAUCUACUGAAGAUGACAUCUCAGAUAUGGUGUCAGUAAUUCACACUGUGCUGGAGAUCUGCUCUGUCAUUUCCAAUAUGGACCAUGCUCUUCAUGCCAAUACAUGGAAGUUCAUAAUCAAGCAAAGUCUGAAGCACCAUUCUCUGCUGCAGUGCCAUCUGAAACACAGUAACAUCCUCAGUGAUCUGUGCAAAGAUACUCUGCUUUCUUUUCAUUCCAGUUUACAACUAGCUGAGGAAAUGAAGCUGUCUGACAUUCAGGAUGGCACUGACCUCAGGCUAUUCCAGAAGACUGUCAAACUGUGCAGAUUCUUUGCCAAUUCCCUGGUAUACUACACCAAGGAAUUUCUUCCUUUCCUGUCUGAUUUAUGCUCACAGUUGCAUCAACUGUUCCUUCAGAUAUACAGCAAAUUUCCUCCCAGUCUUUAUGCUCCAGUGAUCUCAGAGGUACAUCAAGAUGAAAUAUCACGGGUUUUUCUUGUGGCUCUGGAUCCUCUCAUCAGUCAGCUUCUUCCCUUUAGCCCUUUUAUGGAGCAAGUGCUAAAGGACAUUUCAGGUCUUCCUGCUGAGCAGCAGCUGCCCCAGUGUCUCCUUCUGAUUACCAUCAUGGACAAGCUGUCUUCUCAGCCUGAAGAAGUGCAGACUCUCUGGAACACAGGAAAACGCCUGUCUUUUCUCUCAGCUCUUUUCCAGAGUUUCCAGCAAUGUUUUGCGGAGCUUUCUCUCCCUGUUUGUUUGCCAGAAGUGAUCAGUACAGGACAGCCAGCAGUCCCCAUCACCCUGUACCACUAUGUCUGCGUCCAUCUGUGCUCCUUCAUUGCUUCCACACUCCCAUCACAAUUUCCUCAUCUGGAGCGUGCUCUGCUGGAUGCUGUGCUGGGUUCUAGUAUGAUCACAUCCCUGCUAGCAAUGGACUCAUGGUGCUUCCUUGCUCGGUAUGGAACAGCUGAACUGUGUGCUCACCACUGUAUGGUGAUUGCUCACUUGAUAAAGUCGUGGCCCAGUGAGUGUUAUCAGGUCUCAGUCUUGGGUGUUCUGCUGAAGCGCAUGCUGUUCUUGAUGGCUCCAGAUCAUCAGGUGGAAUUUGCUCACAAAUUUCUCCCAGAAGAAGUGGAAAACUUGGCUGUGUGGCAGCACGUGUCCCUCAGAGCCCUGAACCCUGAUCUUGGGAAGCGAGUGGUGCAGGAGCUCUGCGUGGCAGCACUGGCGCAGUGCAGGCGGUGGCUGAACAGCAAGCGUGCUUGGGGAGAGCUCCAACCUGUGAAUGUUGCCUUUUCUGUCUUGCUGGUUACCUGCAAUUUUUCUGGUGAUGCUUUGGAGGCAGAACUUCGGGUGUCUAUUUUGGGAGUGCUUGGUCAGUUCUGGACUUUCCUUCAGGCUAAGCAGGUCUCAGAUGAACCAUGUCUCCAGCAAACGCUGUGUUUAUUACUUCAUCUUCUGAAGUUUUUCAUCCAAGCAUUAGACGCUCAACUAAUCAGCCAGGUUUUUUCCCUGCUGUCUGCCCUUCUCCGGAUGGAUCCCCCCGAUCACGUUCGUCUAGCAAUGCUGGAUUUUCUCUCUUCUGUGGGGAAGGUGUUUAUACCACAAGAAGUACAGAGGCAAGUUGUACCCCAGCUGUCCUGUUUGUUUGCUUCUCUGCUAGCUGACCAAACCUGGUUGAUUCAUCAGCGCGCACUGGAGGCAUUCAGAUGCUUUGCAGAGGAAACAAUCCAUGAAGAUGUUGUUCCUCAGUGCCUUCAUUCUGAAGAAAUUAAGAAUAAAGUUGUUAAUUUUAUGGCUAAGGUAAGGCAAGGCGAAGAGACAACAGAAGCACGUAUAGAACGCCUGAAACAAGAAAGGAUUACCUGUGGUGCACAUUUUAUGAAAAUGGCUGGAGAACUGGAGUCAACAGGAGAGCCUCUGGCAAAACGAGUGUGUCACCCUCCAUCUGAGGAGCAGUACAAGUCAGCAGUGGGCACAAUGGAGGGAGCAGUGGAGGCUGUGAAGCUGCUGCUGCAGAAAGGAUCACCCCCUGCAUGGGUUGCAGUGAAACUGGAGGCUCUACACACAGCUAUAGCCAUCCUCAGAGACAGUGUACGGGACAAAACAAGCAUGAAUCCCAAGAGCGCUCAAACCACAUCACUCACUCACCUUCCGGGGAGAUAUCAGCAGUUUUCAUGAAACUUG
This is a messenger RNA of Phasianus colchicus (ring-necked pheasant), 3293 nucleotides long. The record is from RefSeq and is a predicted model, not a curated record. Lineage: Eukaryota; Metazoa; Chordata; Aves; Galliformes; Phasianidae.